GGGCGAAUCACAACUUCCACACAUGUGUAGGGCAGAGAAGCAGCAGCCCCAUUGCCUACAGUCUCGUGUUUUUCAAUUUAAAGUUGACAACAAUCAGUUUAAUAUCACCAAAUAACAGCCGAGCCUGAACCCGUAACGGCUGCGUCGACAAGAUGGCGGAGAUCGUUCAGCAGCGGAUUGAGGAGAGAAUCCCUGAGCUGGAGCAGCUGGAGAGAGUGGGACUGUUCACCAAGAAAGAAGUCAAAUCUAUAAUCAAGAGAGCUACAGCCCUGGAAUACAAGCUCCACAGGUUGAUCAUAAGCAAAGAGGACUUCAUUGCAUACAUUCAGUAUGAAAUCAACAUUUUAGAGCUGAUCAAGAAGAGAAGAGCGCACAUACAUUACCAUUUCAAAAGAGAGGAGAUUGAGUUCCCCGUCAUCCACAGAAUAAACAGUGUCUUCAGAAGAGCAACAAACAAAUGGAAGGAUGAUGUGCAGCUAUGGCUCUCGCAUGUUGCUUUCUGUAAGAAAUGGGCCACCAAAGGCCAGAUCAGCAAGGUCUUCUCAGCCUUGCUUGCCAUACACCCCGACAAACCAGCUCUGUGGAUCAUGGCAGCCAAGAGUGAGCUGGAGGAUAGAAGUUCCUCUGAAAGUGCCAGACACCUGUUUCUGAGAGCUCUGCGCUUCCAUCCAAACAACAAGAAAGUCUACCAGGAGUACUUCCGCAUGGAGCUGCUCCAUUGCGAGAAACUGAGGAAGCAGAAGAAAGAGCUGGAGAAAGCUGAGAUGGACCUGGGUGAAUAUGAGUUUUCUCCAGAGAUCCUGAGUGCUAAACUGGCUGAGGUUGUGUACAGAGAUGCUACAGGGAAAAUCAAAGAAGCAGAGUUUGUCAUCUCACUUCUGAACAUAGCAGCUAUCUUUGACUUCACCAAAGAACUCCAGGACUUCAUCCUGCAAGACUUACAGGAAAACUACACAGAAAACAGCUUGACAUGGGAUUUCAUGGCUAAGAGGGAGCUGGAGGCUCCGGGGGCUGGGGAGGAGCUGCAGACAGCCAAAGGCCGGGCCUCAGAUAUCAGCCGCAGAGAGGAGCGCUGCUGCCAGGUCUAUGAGGAGGGAGUCAAGAGCAUUAAUACUGAGCCCAUGUGGACUUGCUAUGUGGCCUUCUGCUUAGAAAGGCUGAAGAGGAAGACAAAUGUCCAAGAGCUGAAAGAAAAAAGGCAGGAGAGGCUGCUGGGAGUGCUGCAGCGUGCCCACGACGCCUCACUGCUGAAGGAGGAUUAUUACAAGAAAUGGCUGCAGAUCCUGCUCUCAUCCGGAGAUGCUGAGGGAGCGGCCGGUGUUGCCAUGGCAGCCACGCAGCGCUACAGCCAAUCGGUGUCAGUGUGGAGCCUGAGUCUGCAGACGCUAAUGCAGCUGGGGAGUGAGAGAGACGUUGGCAGGCUUUUCCAGGACGCUCUCACACAUGUUAAUCCUAAGGAGAGUCUACCACUUUGGCAGCUGCAGGUCCAGUGGAGCGUGGCCAACCAGAGUCCGGAGGAGACAGAAGCCGUUUUCAAGAGAGGUCUGCUGUCUGCAGUAGCAGCUGUUGCCAUGGAGAUGAAAGGGAGCUACCUUGAUUGGUCGUACUCCACUGGAGGCUACAAGAAAGCUAGGAAGACGUUUACGAGCUUACAGGAAAACCGUCCCUUGUCCAAGGCCUUUUUCACCAGAAUGAUUCAGAUCGAGAAGGAACAAGAGAGUCCAAAGAUGAACAAUCUGAGAGACUGCUAUGAGAGGGCCCUGCAGGAGUUUGGCACAUCAGAUGACGAUCUGUGGCUGCAGUACAUCCGGGAGGAGCUGGGACCCCUGGGACAGCCAGAGAACUGUGGCAAGAUCCACUGGAGAGCUAUGAAGUUUUUGGAGGGGGAGAAUGUGGAGAGGUUCACUUCGAAAUACACUCUACUUCAAACCGGACACUUAUGAGUAACCCUGAAAAGGUCCAAGUAGCUUCGAUCAAACCUUGUUAAGUUCAGAAAACAACAAUGCCAAUGUUUCACAACUGUGUAGCAGUUUUUUCAGCUGAAGAAGCAGCACAGGUUUCGGAGCACGGGUUUCUCUUGGUCCUGUAUAAUACCAGUGCUGUGCCCAUCCAUGCACUGUUUCACUCCCUUCAACAAGUAUUGCAAUUCCUGGAAAAGGCCUGUCGAUUCUUCUUGAAAGGUUCCAGCAGCGUUAGAGGAGAAAUGUUCUUAGGUUUGGCAAUUGCAGCUUUAAGCAGCAGUGUUUUACAGCUGUAAUUAACUUGUACCUACUUUCCAUUUUCUUUGCAUUGCAUUUGAUACCAGACUGACAUUGGAAACACGUAGUAUUAUAAAGGUGUCCAGUUUAAUUGAAUU
Molecule: messenger RNA, 2356 nt
Organism: Micropterus salmoides (largemouth bass)
Lineage: Eukaryota; Metazoa; Chordata; Actinopteri; Centrarchiformes; Centrarchidae
Gene: utp6
Product: UTP6 small subunit processome component
Exons: 19
Coding region: 153-1943 (596 amino acids)
Biological process (GO): maturation of SSU-rRNA from tricistronic rRNA transcript (SSU-rRNA, 5.8S rRNA, LSU-rRNA)
Cellular component (GO): small-subunit processome; Pwp2p-containing subcomplex of 90S preribosome
Molecular function (GO): protein binding; snoRNA binding
Source: RefSeq, a predicted model, not a curated record